This is a messenger RNA of Penicillium lagena, 726 nucleotides long. RefSeq names its product GNAT family N-acetyltransferase. Lineage: Eukaryota; Fungi; Ascomycota; Eurotiomycetes; Eurotiales; Aspergillaceae. The record is from RefSeq and is a predicted model, not a curated record. Gene Ontology annotation, molecular function: protein N-terminal-serine acetyltransferase activity; protein-N-terminal-alanine acetyltransferase activity. The transcript has a single exon. Bases 1 to 726 code for a protein of 241 amino acids.
AUGGCGCCCUCUUCUGUCUUCCACUUCCCCAUACAAACUUUGUCCAACGACCGCGUGAAGCUGGUACCGUUCGACCCCGAGCACCACAUAGACACGUUCUUUCGCCUAUCAGAGCCGCACCCAGAGCUGUAUGCACAUAUGAGUCACGGCCCAUAUCCAUCUGCCGCAAAGCUCAAAGCCGAAUUCUAUGAGCGAGGCAACAAGCACCUAAUCUCCUUCACCAACCCAGACACGUUCACUUUUGCCAUCAUUGACAAGACGCGUCCACCAUCUCCAGAGGAUGCUGAGGGUGAAUUAGCCGGGACUGUGAGUUACUGUCACACAUCUGCAGAACAUCUCGCCACUGAAAUUGGGUUUAUCAUCAUUCUUCCACCGUAUCAACGGAGCCAUGUGGCAACCAAUGCUCUCGGACUGGUCUUGAAUUAUGCUCUGAAUGAGCCCGACCAAGGAGGGCUUGGUCUUCGCCGGGUGCAUUGGAAAGCUAGCGCGGCCAAUUCAGCCAGUUCACGACUUGCAGAGCGAAUGGGCUUCGAAAGAGUCGGGUUCACGCCGUGGCACAUGCGAUUCAUCAAGGGUAAAGAGAAGGGAAAAAUUGGAAACGGCAAAGAACCACCCCCUGGAAGUGACCCAGCGGAUUUGUGGAGGGAUACAGUUGAUCUUAGCCUAGCAUGGGACCAAUGGCAGAGAGGCGCAAAAGAGAAAACUCAGAAGGCAAUGGUCAGAUAG